Messenger RNA from Procambarus clarkii (red swamp crayfish), 2261 nucleotides. It is a transcript of the gene Nsun5, whose product is annotated as Nop2/Sun-like domain containing protein 5. Lineage: Eukaryota; Metazoa; Arthropoda; Malacostraca; Decapoda; Cambaridae. Gene Ontology annotation, cellular component: nucleolus. Gene Ontology annotation, biological process: rRNA base methylation. Gene Ontology annotation, molecular function: RNA methyltransferase activity. The record is from RefSeq and is a predicted model, not a curated record.
AUAUCACCAUGACGCCCCCCCAUGACGAUCCACCCACCCUCUUAACAUGGCUCAAUCCGGUCCAAUCUAACCUUGCCGUUUGGAGCAACGUUUAGACUUGAUCCUUGUGUCCCUUGACCGUCCUACAAUGUACCUCUCGUUAUGAGGUCCUGGGGUCCUGACGUGGUCUGUGCCGCAGCUCCUGACACGGUCUGUGCCACAGCUCCUGUCUGGAUCUCUGCCACAACACGUACAAUGGGAGACAAGAGGCAGCAUUCCAUUCCGGUGCCUCGGUUAUACAAAGAGGCCAGCAAAAUAUUGAGACAGUAUGAGAACAAAGAAGGAACUCUUAAAACAUUGGUCUAUAAAGGAAAAUAUAAAAAUUACAAGAGAAUCUAUGGGCUCCUGUGUAAAACAGUAGAGAAUUCUGCUGCAAUAAAGACUGCUCUUGCUGAAUCCAAUUUAUAUACCAAGGAAUCAAAAUUUGAUCCAUAUCUUGCACAAGUAUUAACGCAAGAGAUGCUUGGAAAAGGAUUAUUGGGCGAUUGCAGACCAAUACUUACUCUGCUUAAAUAUGAAGACAAGAUCAGAAGUUUGAUGAGUUCUUGUCUUUUCAAACAAUCUUCCCAUGAGAAGAGAGAAUGCAGUCCACGGUAUGUUCGUGUUAAUACCUUAAAGACAUCUAUGAGUGAUGUACAAUUCCAGCUUGAUAGUGAAGGGUGGAUAUUUCAAGAAUAUGACUCUGCCCAAGUGACAUAUGAUGAUUUUCUUUGUCUUAUUAAUAAUUUGGAAGAGUCAACCUACCUAAGAGAUUAUCAUAUACCUGACUUGCUGAUAUUCCCACCCAACACCCCGUUCUGGGAUAGCAUUCUCUAUGAAUGUAAUGCUGUAAUUUUGCAAGACAAGGCUAGUUGUCUGCCAGUAUUUCUUAGCAGUUUAAAAUCCGGAGCUAAUGUGAUAGACGCAUGUGCUGCACCUGGAAACAAGACCUCUUACAUUGCAGCAGCCAUUUCUGACAACGGGCAUGUUCUGGCAGUUGAAAAAGAUUUUGAGCGUUAUCAGACUCUCCAGAAACUUUUGAAUGAACGAGGAACAACGUGCGUUACGUUUCUUAAUAAAGACUUCACCAAACUCCUACAUGACAAGCACUCGGAUGUGGAAUUCAUAUUUGUUGAUCCUUCAUGCUCAUCAAGUGGUUUGAGCCUCCACAAUGACGAAAUACCUGAGCAGCGCAUCAGGAGUCUCGCAGCUUUCCAAGUUUGUAUCUUGCUGCAUGCUCUGUCAUUCCCAUCAGUAAAGGAGGUCAUCUACUCUACAUGUUCAGUUAACAUAGAAGAGAAUGAAGAAGUUAUUCAGGAAGCUUUAAAGAGAUUUAACCAUCAGUUUGAGCUAGAAAAUCUUGGUCAAAAACUGCCUGGAUGGAAGCAUUUUGGAAAUGAAAACUUUGUGUUUGGAGAGAAGUGCUUGAGAACCAGAACUGAUGUAGAUAAAUGUCAUGGAUUUUUUGUAGCAAAGUUUGUAAGAAAAGUUACUGAACAUAAUGUUGCUAUCAAUUCAUCAUUUUCCCUUCAUAAGAAAGAAGAGAAAAGGAAACAUAAAAGAAAUGUAAAUGAUACGGCCAUUAUGUUACUUGAUGGUGAGAAUUCUGAUGCAGUGUGCCCUCGCAGAAAGAAACAAAGAGGUAAAAACAUUAAGGAGCUACAUAACAAAAAUGAUGAACAUUGAACAGUGUGAACAGUGUGGUGUAAAUUCAAUUACUGUAGUUUGUAUACAGUAGAUGCACCAUGCAAUCAUGAGCCAAAAUCAGACAGAAGGAAAUAAUGUGUAUGAAGACUACCUGUGCCAAAAAUGUUUCCAGACAAAAAUUGUAAACCAAUAAAAGAUUGAAAGGUAAAGAAAAAUUUUAGGUGUUAACUGAUGUUAUGUCCAGUAAAGUGGUCAUAUACUGUUUAUGACAAAAAUUGGAACAAAAAUCUUAAUAGUACAGUAUUGUGUAUAUUCAGAUUCAGAUUCAGAUGUUUAUUCAGGUAAGGUAUAUACAUACAAGUGAUGUUACAUUAAUGGAUUGAUAUAUAGAUAGAGCUAGUACAUACAAUGCCUAAAGCCACUAUUACGCAAUGCGUUUCGGGCAAGGACGCAUGAUAAGGAAGGAUAUGAACUAGGAUUAUAAGAGAAUACAUGAGCAAAGUUUGUGCAUACUGUAUAAUGUUUGGCAUGAACUCCACACAUGCAAUUAAUGGUUAAGGUGGUAUUGUGUAUGUUUAAAAUAAAAUUAUAGAAAA